Messenger RNA from Pichia membranifaciens NRRL Y-2026, 931 nucleotides. RefSeq lists its product as hypothetical. Lineage: Eukaryota; Fungi; Ascomycota; Pichiomycetes; Pichiales; Pichiaceae. The record is from RefSeq and is a predicted model, not a curated record. The transcript has a single exon. Bases 7 to 720 code for a protein of 237 amino acids. Gene Ontology annotation, molecular function: nucleic acid binding.
AAGACAAUGAGGGUACGCUACGAAAUCACUGAGGCUUCUAACUUUAACAAAACACGAGCAUUAUUCAUUGCAAAUAUCACGGACAGUUUAGAUAUCGAUGAGUUUAGAAAUAUUAUGGUUGAAGAGGCCAGAAGGGAAAAAUGUACUAUAGAGAGAGCUUGGCUUAAUAGUUCUCGUUCACAUUGCUACGUUCUCUGCUCUGAUACCCCCGGAGCUGUUGCUAUUCAAGCCAAGCUGAAUGGUUUUAAUUUUGCGGAGGAUUCUAACGUUUCGGCGGAAAAAGCCGAUAGCCAAAACAGACUUUUUGCCGAUUUCGUGCCAGUGAGAGCAAUCGAAAGCUGGAUUGAACAGGAAAAAGAGGGUCCACCAGACGCUAUAUGGAAGAUCACAUAUGUAGAUAAACCUUCGAAGGAGAAAAUUGGGACAUUCUUCAAGCUAGUCAUACAUGAAAUGGUGAACUAUCCAAAUGCUUCCCUGGGUUACAUAAGGGUUCAGAGAAACAAUAGAAGUACCAAUAAGUCCACUCGAGCUAAUGAAAUUAUAGGUGUAAGCACCUAUGUACCAGACAGAGUGAGACCGCCUGCUAGGAGAAUAGGUAGCAUUGAUAGGUUGAGAGGACGAGAUAGGUCUAGAUAUGGACCUAAGCUAUACAAGCCGGCACACACAUUCCGUCCUAGGACCAGCGAUACAUAUAUACCUAAUUAUGGAAACAGAAGGUAGAAGAUAGAGAAAACCUUGCUGAGAGUGAUGAGGUUGUAGACUGAUCUAUUACUGAACAUUGGUGUUAAUAAUGGGUUAUAUUCACAGAUGAAGGAUUGCCGUCUAUACCGUUUAAUAAAGAGAGUACGAGAUGAAAAAACCGGUUGAACUAUAAAGUUUGUAGUUAUAAGCUUAAUAAUAUAUACAAGAACUAAAAAAUCAUGCGUGCCAG